Molecule: messenger RNA, 4771 nt
Organism: Enhydra lutris kenyoni (northern sea otter)
Lineage: Eukaryota; Metazoa; Chordata; Mammalia; Carnivora; Mustelidae
Product: WD repeat and FYVE domain containing 2
Exons: 12
Coding region: 227-1429 (400 amino acids)
Molecular function (GO): metal ion binding; protein binding
Source: RefSeq, a predicted model, not a curated record
GUGCUGGCGCGGGCUUGCAGCCCAGGUCCUGGCGGUUUUGGUGCCCCAAGCCGGGAGCGCGGAGUCGUUCCCGGAGUGGCGGCCAGGCUAUGAUCGCGGGUCCCCGGCGUCCCGCUCCGGUCACUCAGAGUCCCUGUCUCCGCUUGUGCCCGUACCCGAGCGGUCUCCUCAGCCCGGCCCCGCGGCGCGGUUGUCGGCGGCGCCCCCGGCGCGCCCCCUCUUCCCGAUGGCGGCGGAGAUCCAGCCCAAGCCGCUGACCCGCAAGCCCAUCCUGCUGCAGCGGGUCGAGGGGUCCCAGGAGGUGGUGAAUAUGGCAGUGAUCGUGCCCAAGGAGGAGGGCGUCAUCAGCGUCUCGGAGGACAGGACUGUUCGUGUAUGGCUAAAGAGAGACAGUGGACAGUAUUGGCCAAGCAUAUAUCAAGUGAUGCCUGCUCCAUGUUCAUGCAUGUCUUUUAACCCGGAAACAAGAAGACUGUCCAUAGGUCUAGACAAUGGUACAAUCUCAGAGUUUAUUUUAUCAGAAGAUUAUAACAAGAUGACUCCUGUGAAAAACUAUCAAGCGCAUCAGAGCAGAGUGACGAUGAUCCUGUUUGUCCUGGAGCUGGAGUGGGUGCUGAGCACAGGGCAGGACAAGCAGUUUGCCUGGCACUGCUCGGAGAGUGGGCAACGCCUGGGAGGUUACCGUACCAGUGCCGUGGCCUCGGGCCUGCAAUUUGAUGUUGAAACCCGGCAUGUGUUUAUUGGUGACCAAUCAGGCCAAGUAACCAUCCUCAAACUGGAGCAAGACAACUGCACCCUGGUCACAACAUUCAGAGGACACACAGGUGGGGUGACUGCUCUCUGUUGGGACCCUGUCCAGCGAGUGUUGUUCUCUGGCAGCUCAGAUCACUCUGUCAUCAUGUGGGACAUCGGUGGGAGAAAAGGAACGGCCAUCGAGCUCCAAGGACACAAUGACAAAGUCCAGGCCCUUUCUUAUGCGCAGCACACACGGCAGCUCAUCUCCUGCGGUGGUGAUGGUGGGAUCGUGGUCUGGAACAUGGACGUGGAGCGGCAGGAGACCCCUGAAUGGUUGGACAGCGAUUCCUGCCAAAAGUGUGAUCAGCCUUUCUUCUGGAACUUCAAGCAGAUGUGGGACAGUAAGAAGAUUGGCCUAAGACAGCACCACUGCCGCAAGUGUGGGAAGGCUGUCUGCGGCAAGUGCAGCUCCAAGCGCUCCUCCAUCCCUCUGAUGGGCUUCGAGUUUGAAGUGAGAGUCUGUGACAGUUGCCACGAGGCCAUCACCGACGAAGAACGCGCACCCACAGCGACCUUCCACGACAGCAAACAUAACAUCGUGCAUGUGCAUUUUGAUGCCACCAGAGGAUGGUUACUGACUUCUGGAACUGACAAGGUUAUUAAGUUAUGGGAUAUGACCCCAGUCGUGUCUUGAUGACACUCCAGUAUCAGAAAGAUAGUAUUUACUCAAGAAGCAGUCAUUGGAAUCCGCAUCAUUACUGAAGCUGUCAGCAGACACGUGAGAGUCUGAGAGAAACUCGCGAGCCGGGCUGAGUUGGCAUGGGACCUAGUGAGUGGACACUGGCGAGGGGACUCUUUCAACCAGUUCAUACAAUAGAAAAGAAGAUAUUUUUUUAACAAAUGGUUUAUACACUCUGGCCGUGCUGCAUUGUUCUGAGCAUACUGAAAACUCUGUGUGGGGUCUUUACUUGGUGUGUGUUUCUCACUUCCUUUUCAUUGUCACUUCGUGUGUUGGAGAGAUGAGGGAGGCAUCUGUUAGGGAUAUUUUUGGUCGUUAUAAAGUCGUUUCCAUGUUUCCUUCACUUGGGCACAUAUUCUGUGUUCGGCGUCCUUUUCCUCUCUCUGUGUCACCUCCCCUCCUCUUCAUGUCCGCCUGUGUACGUGUUUCUCUUUACACUCUGGAUUCUCAGUGUUUGUGCUUUCACAGACCUCCUCUUCGGCUGAGAGACUCAGGAAACCAUUCGUGUGGGUUUUCCGACUGACUUCUUGAAUCACCCAAAGAGUAGUCCGUUUGGAAGGUCUAACUCAUUCCUGUUCAGGCUGAGUAGACGCGACCUUGUGCUUCUGCCUCUAGUUUUCUGUCUUUGCUGUGAGAAAGCUGCUCCCGACCCCUGUCCUCACAGAAGCAGAUGAUUGUAGCUCGGAGCUCCAACUCACAGUGCCUGGAUCAUUUCUCCUUCCGUUGGAGCCUUCUGAGCCUUUUAUGUUUUCAUGUGAUUCGCGUAGCUCUUCCUCACGGUGUUCAAAACAAAUCCAACAAAACAAAAAAAUGCAAACCCCAUGUCCUUCAGAAAAAAGCGUCUUUAACAUGUGUCUGUCCACGUGACAUCACCUCUGAAUUUGAAUGUGCUCCUUCCUGCGAGAGUAUAUCCUGCUCUACUCCUCACCAUCUGUAUUUUCUUCCCCUUGAAAAACUAGAUAUUUAAAGAUUUUUAUCUUUGCGUAUUUUAGCAGAACACUUUGCACACUUCCAUCCUAAAACUCUGUGAUCUGAGACAUAAAAGGUACCGAGUCCCACAUCGUACUGGCUUCCGGGAGGGGUUUGUUAAAAAGAAAGAAAAGAAAAAAGAGGGCUUUAGAAAAUGAACCCGAAGAAUUCUGAUUUUAAGGGAAUCCAGUCAAACUUGAUAAAGUGAAAUAUUCUUGUGCGUAGUGACUCAACUCAGAAUGUUGAAGUCCUUUUUAGAAAUCUUACUCUCAACUGUUUGCAGCAGGUAUGUGCCAUGAGCCUGCCCCAUUGUGUGCAUUUUACACAUCCCACCUCAUUCACCCUCUCCUGUUAGGGGACCCCCGAGUCUCUUGAGGAUCACCAAGUUCAAUUAAGCCUUGCAGAGAAACAGGCCAGUUACUUGCCCUUCGCUAUCCAAGCUGUCCGCAUUAUCUUGUUCACUUCUGAUUUGAUAGGUUUUUGGCAGUGGUGUUGAAAUGCUUCCAAUUUCUUUCUCUCUUUUUUGUUUUUGGAAACCUGUUUUUUCUCCCCCCUCAUGGUUAUUAAUUACUUUUUUUUCCAACCGGAAAAAGUACUGCCCACCAUACUUCUGUCCUCUGACCCGUGUGCUCCCAGGGCUGGGGCUUCCUAGAGAUGGCUCUGUUGCUACACCCUGGGGAGUACAGUGGGUGUGCCCCGUGCGGCCCUGGUGCAGGGCAGCCUGUGUGUCACCUGAGCCAUCAGACCAGCUCAGGUGACCACAGUCUAAGGUUGGAUGCGCGUGUGUACUUACUCAGGCAUGGAAGCCAUUACCACUUGUCACUUCGCUGUCGCCUACUCCCCCUGCUUGCCAUCAGUCAAAGCUGUUAGAACUAAGCUGAGUCUUGUCUGCAUGAUUGUGAGAGAGCUUUAAAAAGGGAAUGAAAUUUAAAAUACUGAAAUACCUAUUUCAUAGCUCACUGGUGGAACUUGGGAGCCACGUGCCAAGUUGUACAUAACAGAGAACCGUGUGUGGGAAACGAGUAAUGGAAAUGAAUUGCUCCCUUUUCCCUUUCCGAAGUUCGGAGUGUGGCCUGUAUACGGAGAGGGAGACCGCGUCAGGUAGACAGUGGAGCAGUGCCCAGCCAGCCCGAUGUGGAUCUGACUUAGGUCUGGAGGAGCUCACACACCCCACUGGGGCAGCUGAUUGUCCCUGCUGGUCACGCAUGUCCACCACGGUUGCUCUGGGCUGGACCCUGCCCUUCACUACAGCCCUCUCCCCCUCCCCAGUCCUGCCCCCACAGCGCUGCUCCAAGGCUGAAACCACUUGACACCUCAUUAGUGAUGAGAGUCACGGUCAGAAACCACAGAGACAUCAUAGUAUCCCCUGCUCUGCCCUUUUCUUUCUCCUUAUCUGUGUGGGUGCUUGACUUUGUUAAGAAGUACUUAGCAAAGUAGUGGUGUGUGUGUUUAUGAUACUGUGCAUUCUUGAGUUUUAUGAGGAAUGUCGCCACCAUUUUUUGUAACUCACGGAGAGAGAAGUGCUGGUGUUGCAUGUCUUCCCCGCAUCGUAUGGAGUGGAGGCUUCGCUUGCUGGGAGUGAAAGCUGGAACCAGCUCUUGGCUUUUCUCCUGGCUGGGUUCACGGUCAUAGUUCUUGUUUUGCCCUCUUGCAGUUGCACUUUACAUAUAUUUUUGCUCUGUUACUUCAGUGGCUCUGGCAAGUAAUGCCUAACAUUGGCCAUGUUGGGAAAGUGGCCGGGCUGCCCAUCUCAUGCGCAGACUUGCUCUGCAUUCCGUAGGAUAAAACUGAUCACAGGCUUUCAGUUUCUCCAAAGAAAUGAUGUUACUGGAAACUUUCACGGCCUGGGUUUGUGUCCGCAGUAGCUAAGGUGGUUUUAGAUUAAGUACUUGGAAUUGCAUGUCUUUUUAUAUGAGAUCAGUCAAUGAUGUUUUUCUCAUUUGAUGGUUUCAAUUAUUCAAGGAAUCAUAGAAUCACAAAACUGGAAGGGAUCUUCGGAGAUCUAGAAUGUUCCAAGCAGAAAACAUUUGGUCAUCCCAGGCCGUCAGAUAUAGCUGAGGUGUCAACAGGAGAAUCUAAAAGAUUUAAAGAAUUUUCCAGGAACACAUGGUUUUGGACAUUAACUACUAAUGGCAUGACUAGGACGAGUGUCCUCUAGGCGGUUCUCAGGAAUCAGGCCUGAUCCUCUUACAGGGGAAUCUGACACUUCUUUUGGCCCCAGCCCUGUUUCUGAAGGGGUGGGUACUAUGCAAUGAUGCAAUUCUUGCAGCUCCUGAUCAGCAUAAACUCCUUCCUAAACUCUUCCUCGUGGAACGCCCCCGCCCCCGC